UCCUCCCUGCACUCCGAUCCCGGAAGCGAGCUCUGCUCCGCCUCUUCCGAGCCGGGUCGCGACCUUGAGGCCCGGAGUCGGGUUUCCGAGCGUGCGGGUUCCUUCGCCGGCACUGCUGCCCCCUUUCUCGCCAUGGCAGCGGCCCGGAACCUGCGUACCGCGCUCAUAUUCGGAGGCUUCAUCUCCAUGGUCGGCGCCGCCUUCUACCCCAUCUACUUCCGGCCCCUUAUGCGGCCGGAGGAAUACCAGAAGGAACAGGCUGUAAAUCGAGCUGGUAUUGUCCAGGAAGAUGUGCAACCACCAGGGUUGAAAGUGUGGUCUGAUCCAUUUGGCAGGAAAUGAGGCUGUCAGCAAGUCUGAUGCGGAAAGUGGACAUCUUCAUCCUGUACAUUCCACAGUGGGGACAAGAGAUGCCUCACUGUGGCAGCAUGGCUGGAGAGGGAACUCUCGUGCUGCUAGCCAGAUCCCUGUGAUAGAGACUGUGUGCAAACUCAGUGCUUCCCUUAACUCCCUGGAGAACCUGAACAGAUGACACCAUUAGGAAGUGCCUUGCGGCUCCAUUGACUUUGCAAGAGCAGAGCCAGCCUGCAAGGCUGUUUGUGGGAGAUCUGCUGCUCAUGCAGUCUUUAUCACUUCCAAGCUGUGAUGUGAACACAAGCAACCUGUGGGCUCAGGGUCCGUGGCUGCUCCGACGCCUUCUGAAUAAGCGAUUUCAGUGCAAAUGGCCUUGCCAAGCUGCCUUGAAGGGCUUUUGGAGGAUGUUUCAGUUGAUAAAACUGUUUGAAGACAGGAUCCUUGGCACUGUUUAAGAAUACACACUGUUCAGCUUAACCAUCUCAUUGAAAGUCACUGUGUGUGGAAGUGAAUAGGGAGCGAGUCACACUAGACUAUACCACGCACAGUAGACUCCUGCGUGAGGCUGUGGGUAUUAAAAUGGUUUCUCUUA
Molecule: messenger RNA, 946 nt
Organism: Mus pahari (shrew mouse)
Lineage: Eukaryota; Metazoa; Chordata; Mammalia; Rodentia; Muridae
Gene: Smim20
Product: small integral membrane protein 20
Exons: 3
Coding region: 133-342 (69 amino acids)
Biological process (GO): mitochondrial respiratory chain complex IV assembly
Cellular component (GO): mitochondrial inner membrane
Source: RefSeq, a predicted model, not a curated record